Molecule: messenger RNA, 3131 nt
Organism: Solea senegalensis (Senegalese sole)
Lineage: Eukaryota; Metazoa; Chordata; Actinopteri; Pleuronectiformes; Soleidae
Product: rho GTPase-activating protein SYDE1
Exons: 14
Coding region: 157-2973 (938 amino acids)
Biological process (GO): signal transduction
Source: RefSeq, a predicted model, not a curated record
AAUUUAUUUCCUGUUCUGCAGCUCAGAGUCAGAGAGACGGACGAACAGCAGGAGACAUGAGGGACAAGGAGCAGUGACGCCUGAGGACACGUCCGUCCCCUGCACAGGAGGACGAAGAGGACAAGGACCAGGAGGAGGAGGAGGAGGAGGAGGACAAUGGCGGAGCCUCUGCUGAAGAGAACUUUCUCCAGACUUCGAUCUCGCAGGAAGACGGAUCCUAAACUGAGCGAUGUCCCGCCUUCAUCUCCACCCUCUUCAUCCUCGAUGACGUCGUCGCUCGCCCCUCCCUCACCGCCACACAACCACAUCACCGUUGCUAAGAAACAGCAGUGGGCGAAGCAGGGCUCCAUAGCUCCGCCCACUUCCCUUCCCUUCACCACCAGACCCUUUGACCGCCCAUCAGGGACAUCCCAUGAUGCACUUGGAAAGAAGUGGAGCCAGAGCCCAGAGCAGGAUCAGGUGGAUGCAAGCGGCGAUCGGACGUUCACCUGUUUAACGAGGGACGUGACGAACACGUGUCCUCCUGCUUUGACCACGGUGCAGCAGGAAGCCUCCUCACCAGCAGGGGGCUCCACUGACGUGGUAGGCGGGACUAAGCGCUCGGGGCAGCGCUCGUACCUGCAGAGCCUGGAGCGCAGCAGCCGGGCCUGGGUGCUGUCGUCAGGAAAGUCCCAGGCUUCAGUGGACGUUUGUCCUCAAAACAACGGAGGCAACAUCUGGUACAACCCCAUCCCCGAGGAGGAGGACACCGGCCCCACCUCCAGCCCCGCCUCCUCCGCCACUGCAGUGCAACAAAGGCAGGAGGAGGUGUGGAGGAGGAGGGAGGUAACAGACGAGGGCAGAGCAACAAACUGGGAGGGGCCUGCAGAGUCCAGAGAAGAACUCUGGGUCAGAGCAGAGGUGCAGCGGUGCGAGUCCCCACCAGAGGGAGCUGAUGCCAGUGUCAGACACCAUGUUGAUGACAUCACAGAGGCCCCGCCCUCAGACUCAAGUCCAGCCCCCGAAAAGAAAGGGGGCGUGUCGGGCAGUAUGAUUGACAGGCUGCGUUCCCCCGGUACUGUGAGGAAACUGUCGAUGAAGAUGAAGAAACUCCCAGAGCUGCGACGCAAACUCAGCCUCCGCUCGUCUCGCACUCAUCGCCAUAAAAAUGACGAGAAGGGGGGCGGCGACAAUGUGACGUCAUCAUCAGCCAACCAGAACGUGAUCAGCAGAUAUCACCUGGAUAGCUCCGCCCCUCCCGCCCGACCCCUGCGGCGAUCGUGCAGAGGACGUUCAGUGGUCAAAGGAGGUCACCUGAGCGACGGAGACUCUCCUGAGCUGCUACCACGGCAACAAAGUCCUCUGCCCUCAACCCUGCAGGAGACGAGCUGCGACCCGAGCUCGUUCAGGUUGUACCUGGGCUCUGAUCCACCGCGGUGCAGCCAGAGGACGACGGGUUUACUCACCGUUCACCUGCUCGGCCUCGAGGAGAUGAAGAGCUGCAGGUCAGAGGACAGUAAAGAUGUCUUCCUUGCCAUCCAGAUCGACGGAGUGACACGAGCGAGGACUGCCCUCCUCAACCUGAGAAGCUCCACCCUCUCAUUAAACCACACCUUCCACCUGGAGUUGGAGAGAGCGCAGCAGCUGCGCGUGGUCGUCCUCACACCAGCCAAUCCACAGGCUAUGGGCGGGUCUCAACCAGGAUGUCAGAGGUCAGGUGGUCCAACCAGGAACAGAGUGUGUUGUCUGGGCGGAGUCAGCGUCCCUCCUCUGUUUAAAGGCUCUCGUAGUCAGCAGUUGUGUGUGAAGCUGGAACCUCGAGGUCUUCUCUACCUCAAACUGUGUCUUCAGGAGAAGUGGGACACUCAGUCCCUCAGCGACUCCUCAGCUCCUGCUAAUGUGUUCGGGGUGGAACUGCACCACCUGGUGGAGAAAGAAGGUUCUGCAGCUCCUGUACCUCUGCUCAUCCAGAAGAGUGUGGCAGAGAUCGAACUGAGAGGACUCAAGGUGGUGGGUGUGUACAGACUGUGUGGAUCUGCGGCGGUGAAGAAGGAGUUGAGAGACUGCUUUGAGAGGAACAGUGGCGCCGUAUGUCUCAGCGAUGACCUUUACCCCGACAUCAACGUCAUCACAGGUAUUCUUAAGGAUUACCUGCGCGAGCUGCCAUCUCCGCUCAUCACCACCACGUUGUACCAGGUUGUCAGAGAGGCCAUGACUCCACCCCCUGUGACCUCUGACCCUCAGAGGACGAUGGAGCUGCUCACCUGUCUGCCACCGCCAGAGAGGGCAACGCUGACGCUCUUACUGGACCACCUGAGUCUGGUCGCCUCCUUCAGCUCCUUUAACCGCAUGACGCACCAGAACCUUGCUGUCUGCUUCGGCCCAGUGCUGCUCACGCCCACGCAGGAGGCGUGGCGAAGAGGGGGAGGAGUGAGGGGAGGAAGGGGAGGAGGGAAAGGCGAGGAGAUGGCGAGCGCGGUGGAUUUUAAACGACACAUCGAGGCGCUGCACUUCCUGCUGCAGCAGUGGCCAGUGCCGACACGUCACGUGCCGGAUGAAGACUCCUCCCUUCCUCCCUCCCCCACCUUUACCCACAAUCCCCUGCUGCAGCCACUGCAGUUGAUGCUGCCACAGAACCAACUGGGGGAGCCAGUGGUGUCGCGGCGAGGGCGGGGCGGGCUUGCCAGGCUGGACAGUCCACCGCCAAUCAAUCGGUACGCUGGCGACUGGAGCGUGUGUGGCCGUGACCUUUUGUCAGGACAGGAGGCGGACUACGACGAGGUGGCAGGAAGUGAGAGUGACGCAGACAGCGAUGAUGAAGAGGAGGAGCAGAAGAAGGAGACGUGGCCACCAGGAGGAGGCGGAGCUCUGUACGUGGACGACUUCCUGGACUUUGACGCUCCGUUUAACUGUCGACUGAGCCUGAAGGACUUUGACGCUCUGAUCCACGACCUGGACCGAGAGCUCGCCAAACACAUCAACAUCUGCCUGUAGACACGCCUCUGACCUCUGACCCCGGGUCAGCGGGUCCUUGUCCACUCCUGUCAUCUGAAUGGACGCUGCGUCUCAUAUGAAGGACAAGGCUUGAACUCCAGCUGCGCUAAAAACAACAAACAACCAGAAGUACAGGGGGGUAUUCCAUCAAGCAGGCU